UAAAGACUACCAAACUUUGACUUGUAUAAACAUUUCCUGUCCCCGAGCUAUUUUUGCCAAUAUUUCACAUUCAUAAUGUAGAUAUUUUCGAAUUUGAUAGAAGAUGUGAAAUAAUGAGUGAAGAUGAGCGAAAGCCUUUAUUGACGAGUAAUCUGAACAGGGACGAUGACGAAAUUUACAGCGAAAACGGUGUGUUACCAAGACGCCGCGACUCAGGAACAAGACAGCGGGAGGCCACCAGAUCGCAAGCCGGAGAGUCGGGGGAAUUGAAGCGCAGGGGUUCGUUAGUCGACAAAAAGGACACGGAUCUCCAUUCUGCUGCAAUGGACACGAAACCUGAUCAUGCUGAUCAAGUUCAAUAUAAAAGUUAUAAUGUAAAUCUCCUGACCGUCCUAUGGGCCUAUCGGAAGACCAUUAUACUCAUAGCAACCCCUUUGCUAUGCCUUCCUCUCGUUGUAGUCAUUGGAGAUGGGCCUUCGAGGGGUGCCUUCGUCAUCAUCAUCAUGGCGGUCUACUGGAUCCUGGAGAUCCUACCCCUGGCCGUCACCUCCCUCCUCCCCGUCGUCCUCUACCCGCUGCUUGGUGUCCAGGACUCUGACGACGUCUGCAGGAACUACCUCAAGGACACCAACUUCCUGUUCGUCGGCGGGCUCAUCGUCGCGGUGGCCGUCGAGCACUGGAUGGUCCAUCGGAGGUUUGCUCUGGGCGUGCUGCUUCUGAUGGGUUCCAAGCUAAGAUGGUUGAUGUUUGGGUUUAUGUUGGUGACAGCGUUCCUGUCGAUGUGGAUCAGUAAUACAGCUACCACAGCCAUGAUGGUUCCUAUCGCUCAGUCCGUCGUUAUGCAACUUUUAGAUCAAAGGAAAGCUCAAAAGAAGAAAAGGGAGGCCCAAACUGAAGCAACUGUGAACCUUGAGGAACCCACGAAAGAGAUUGGAGUGAAUGUUGAUGAGACUGCAUUCAAUGGUCACAUCAACACUGCUAUGGAUACGAGUGGCGAAGAGGAUGGCAAGAUGCAGCUGAAUGAAAUUGACGUGCAAUCAGUAGAUGUAAAUACAGAGGCUGAAGGUGUGGACUUCACAGAGGAGCCAAGCGAUCAGGUCGACUACGACGCCAUGAGCAAUGAGGAGAGAAAGCUGUGUAAAGGGUUGCUGCUCUGCGUGGCCUACGCUGCCAACAUCGGGGGCACCGCUACCCUGACAGGAACGGGACCUAACGUGGUACUCAGCGGAGUGGUGGACGAGUUGUAUGGAGACGAAGCCGGCGUAACAUUCGCCAGCUGGAUGCUGUUUUCUAUUCCUGGUACCAUAAUUAACCUCGUACUGUGCUGGUUGUGGCUUCAAGUCAUCUUCAUUGGAUUUAGACGGGAAACUGGUACUACCGAUGAACAGACCGAUGAGGAGGAGAAGUCUGCUAGGGAGGUAAUCAAGCGGGAGUAUCGAAAACUUGGAGCAUGGACGUGGGGUCAGAUUGCAGUGGUGUGUCACUUCAUUGUCUUGGCCAUGCUCUGGAUAUUUAGAAACCCAACAUUUAUUCCUGGAUUCGCUGGCUGGGCCGGCCUCUUCCCAGUUCCAGGAUAUCUCUCUGAUGCUACUGCAGCUAUUUUCAUCUCCAUCUGUCUCUUUAUUUUCCCGGCCUAUCCUCCAUGGUUCAUGAGGAUCUUCAAGAGGUUUAGACAAGAAGAUGAUAAGAAGCCUAAAACUCGGGAUGCGCUCCUCGACUGGAAGACGACUCAGAGGAUGUUGCCAUGGAAUGUCAUCCUCCUGCUUGGAGGAGGGUUUGCACUAGCUGAUGGCACAGAGGCCUCGGGUCUCUCUCAAUGGUUAGCGGACCAAUUCAAGGUGUUAGAGUUCUUGCCUCCGUGGGUCUUUGUCCUAAUCAUCACCGUCAUCAUCUGCUUCUUCACCGAGUUCACCAGUAACGUUGCCACGGCAACGAUCUUCCUCCCCAUUCUUGCUGCUUUGGCUGAAAGUAUAUGCAUCAACCCCCUAUAUAUCAUGUUGCCUGCCACCAUCUCCUGUUCCUAUGCAUUCAUGUUGCCCGUGGCCACGCCCCCGAACGCCAUCGCUUUCGCCUACGGCUCCCUCACUGUUCCGGACAUGAUGAGAGCUGGCUCCAUGAUGAACGUCCUCGGCAUCAUCGUGGUCAACGUCCUCAUCAGCUCCAUGGGCAUCGUGGUCUUUGACGUCUUCAACUACCCCACCUGGGCUGGCAACCAGGCCGUCUGUCUACCCAACAAUACCAUGACUACGACCUUUCCUGGACUCGUCACACCAAACGGAACUUGCGUAUGCUAAAGGUUGUUGAAACGGUGACCCGAGAUUUCCUCCUGGGACGAUUUCUCUUCUUUGUCAAAGGUAUAGGGUUAGGGUUAGGUUUACAAUUGGGUGUUGGGUUAGGUUUAGGGUAAGGGUUAGGUAGGGUGUUUGGUCCAGGGUUGAAGUUAAGAAUUAGGUUGGUGUUGGAAAUUGAAAUUGUUAGUGUUGGAAAUUUUUAGUGUUGGAAAUUGUUGCAGGAGCACAAGCAUCGUACAACAGCCCACCAGCCUUGCUCUAUACACGACGCACCAAACGGCACCUGUGUAUCCUGAAGAUCAUCCAUGUCUAUCAAACAGUGACGUGCUGAUCGUCAAACAGAACUGGCGUAACUUCUUAAGAUCAUCUUCGAAACAGUGACUUGCCUUCAUAUCUUACCCAGGAGUCUGAGGAAAAAGGUGUCUUUGAGCAUUGACGUGGAAGGGGCAAGUUUACUACGUUUCUUAGCACGUGCAAUGGAAAUGCAGGGAUACUACACAACUUUUAUUUUUAAACACAUUGUAAUAGAUUUAGCAUGAAGUAUUUGUACAAUCCCAUUACAAAUUUUCUAGGAAUACUACCAGGGACAGUUGAUUACAUAGCAAGUGCAAUUAAUGUGGUCUACCGAAUCGAGUGAUUUUGUAGCGAAUGUGAAUAAUCAUGUAUAAUUGGUCGACAUUCCUUGUGAUUUUGAUGCUUCCAAUCGGUGCUCCGUGUGACAUUUCUAUGCCAAAUUGCAAUUUUAUCAGAAUCAUAAUCAAAUGAAUGGUGGAUACUGUGGAUAUAAUUUUUGUUUGAUUAUUAUUAUCUUUUAAUAUCAAAUGCAAAACUAUGCUAAUGCAUUUUGGCCAACAACAUGCAACUAUGACAAGAAUUUCCACACAAGGUUUCGCCAUUAAAGACAGGAGCGGAGGGAGGGGGUUGCCUCUCCAAUAUUUUUCAUUUGCUUGGCCAUGUAAAAUGUUUCACUUAUUAUUCUGAAUGUGCAUUUGGGUAUACCCCUCCUUUUCACCAUUCUGAAGAGGGAUAUAUUUGUAGAAAAGGAUCCUUGAUUUCGUCUUUACUUUCAAUAUGUUGAAAAUUUUCUUAGGGUGGUAUUCUCGAAAGUGGAUUAACUUUAAUAGUCCAUGGUUUAAUCCUCGGACUAAGUAUGGAAUACCAAGU
Messenger RNA from Strongylocentrotus purpuratus (purple sea urchin), 3455 nucleotides. Its product is annotated as solute carrier family 13 member 5. Lineage: Eukaryota; Metazoa; Echinodermata; Echinoidea; Camarodonta; Strongylocentrotidae. The transcript is spliced from 15 exons. The coding region runs from base 114 to 2294 and encodes 726 amino acids. The record is from RefSeq and is a predicted model, not a curated record. Gene Ontology annotation, cellular component: membrane. Gene Ontology annotation, molecular function: transmembrane transporter activity. Gene Ontology annotation, biological process: monoatomic anion transmembrane transport.